This is a messenger RNA of Paramecium octaurelia, 2538 nucleotides long. Lineage: Eukaryota; Ciliophora; Oligohymenophorea; Peniculida; Parameciidae. The record is from the annotation of a GenBank genome assembly.
AUGUUAAAUUAAGAUGGAGAUUUGAACAUAUAAUCAUUUCAUAAUCAAAUUCCCAAAGCAUUGAACAUCACUGAUGAAUCCUUUAGUCUCGAAAAUGACAUGCUAUUUGGCUGGACACCCAAAAUGGAUUAGAGCAAAUUACUGACACUGAACUUCAAUACUUAAUUAAACGACUAAAUAGUAUUGGAAGCCUCCCAGAACAAUAAACUAAUCUAUAUUGGAUUUAGACCCUAAGAUAGCAUCUAAAUGCAUAAAUAAUAUUCAGCUCUUUCAUCUUACCCAUUUAAACGAACCAUAGCAAUCCAAAACAAACCAUAAUCUCCAUUUUUAGGGAUGAAUCCUAAUUGCUUUAGUAGAAUUAAAUUCAACUCCAUUUUUGAGAGUGGCAACUUGGAUAUCGUAGUCUAAGUGUCAGAAUUCGAGUUUGAUUUAUAUAUGAGAGUAGAUGGUAACACUUAAGGACACACUUCUUGGUACAAUUUUGAAUUAAGCGGUAUGAAGAAAGGAGAAAAAAUACAAUUGAAUAUUUGCAAUUUCACUAAAUCCCACCGUCUUUAUGAACGAGGAAUGAAACCUUAUAUUUGGAGAUCUACAACAUAAGAAUGGUUAUAAGGAGGAGACAACAUCUCAUAUUAAUAAUUUCAAAAUAAUAAUUGUUUAAGCUUUUGCAUUGAAUGCAAUAAAGAAAAUGAACUAUUAAAGAUUGCGUAUUGUAUUCCAUACACAUUUUCUUAAUUAUUAGAAUAUUGUGAUAAUUUAGAAAGGAGAUGUAAUAAUGUCAAACGCAAAGUAUUUUGUGAGUCAUUGGGAGGGGUGCAAUUACCAAUCCUAAUUUUUAAUAAUGGUAAAAGUUUUAGUAAGAAAUGCUUGAUUCUCUAAGCUCGAAUCCAUCCUGGCGAAUCAAAUGGUUCGUGGGUAAUGCAGGGUCUAUUGGAUUUUCUAUCAAGUUAAUCAGCGCUUAAACUAUUUGAGAAGUAUCUAAUUUUAUUAACUAUUCAAGAUGCGUAGUAAAGGUAGUGCCUAUGAUGAAUCCAGAUGGAGUUAUUCUAGGCAAUUAUAGAACUGGCUUAGCAGGAAAGGAUUUGAACAGGAAGUUCAAAUAGACUGAUGGAAUUCUAUUCCCUACUGUCCAAGCAAUGAAGAGACUAGUUAAAGAUUAAUACAAGAAAUAUGGAAGUAAUUUAACUGCAUUUAUCGAUUUACAUGGACAUUCUAGUAUGAAUAACAUAUAAACUAGUCAAAAAGAAUGCCUUUUUGUAUGGUCCAGAAUAUACUCUCUGGAAUUAUAAUUAUUAUAAGUGUCGUAUAUUACCAAAAUUACUUAGUUAAAAAACAGAUAUGUUUAGAUUUUACUCCUCAUUAUUCAAAAUAAGUUUAAAUAAGAGGUCAACUGCUCGAGGAGUUUUUUCUCAAUUGUAUGACAUAGUAAAUUGUUUUACAAUUGAGACUUCGAUUGGUAAAUACUACAACUAAACUUAAACAUUUGAUUUCACUUCUAAACAUUGGUUAAAUAUGGGUUGGAUUAUUGGAGAAACAUUAAUUGAUAUGAUUGACAUUCAGAAUGAAAUGGAUUAGAUUUAUAGUACAAAAAGCGAUGAGCUCAGUAGAUCUAAUAGAUUAAUGAAAAAUUUAUAAUUUCUUAAGAAGAAAAGUAUCAUUGAUUCUUGUUAAAUAUCAUUUUAAAAUACAAAAUUUUCAAAGUUGCUUGAAGAAUUAAAAAAUGAUGCAGAUAAAAUGAACUAAUCUUGCUCGGAAUGUAACUCAGAUUCAUUAAAUGAUGAUGAGAAAGAAGAAGAAUUAAUUGAAAAUUAAUCUGUCGAAAUCAUGAAACCUAAAUCUAAAUCAAACACAUCAAAACAAUUUAUAACAUUGUAAUCAAGUUAAAAAUCUAAAUUAGAAUCAAAAUGUAGUCCUAAAACAUUUUCAAAAUAAACUAAAAUGUAUUCGGUUGAAUCAUAUCAAAACAAAACCUAAUAACUUUGUUAAUCGCCUACUCCAUAAAUAAAUCUAAAAGAUAUUUUAUCUCGCUCUUAAUCCAAAUAAUAAAAUGAAAUUACAAAAUAUAUCACGAACUACAUCAAUCAAUAAUUUGACUAUAUCGAUUUACUAGAAAAUCCUUCUAAUUUAAAUUAAUCUAUGCAAUAACAAAUUUAAGCUUUGAUGCCUAGACCCUCUACAUCCUAAUUAGAAGGAUUGGAUGACGAAAGAUUCACCCCUAUCUAAGGACUUAAUUCUUGUAAUUAAUCUGUCUCUAAACGCCACACUAGAUUGCAUAGUUACCUAACCGUAAACAAAUAAAAGAAGAAUAAGAAUACUAACAGAAGUACCACUAAAUCGCCUCCUUUUGAAAUUCCUAAAAAUCGAGGAAAUACACAUAGGAAUAAUACUCAAACUAAUUCUACAGCCAUAAAUUCAAAAUUACAGAUGAACAUCUCAUAAGAGCCAAACAAGAUAUUUGAUUCUUUUAAAUCUUCAAGGUAUGUUCCUCCUUCCUUUUAUUCUGUAAGAAGACAUAUGAUAAAAAGACUCAAAAGUUGA